Spizellomyces punctatus DAOM BR117 is the source of this 1692-nucleotide messenger RNA. RefSeq names its product release factor H-coupled RctB family protein. The coding region runs from base 165 to 1607 and encodes 480 amino acids. The transcript has 4 exons. Gene Ontology annotation, molecular function: RNA ligase (ATP) activity. The record is from RefSeq and is a predicted model, not a curated record. Gene Ontology annotation, biological process: RNA processing. NCBI's taxonomy places the organism in Eukaryota, Fungi, Chytridiomycota, Chytridiomycetes, Spizellomycetales, Spizellomycetaceae.
ACACUUUUGCACAAUAAAAGGAAUAUGACUUUGGUUUUGGCGACUCAUGUAGGGUUCUAGCUUAUUGUGUACGGUUUUUGAAUCCAAUAAAUCCCAGCAAUUCAAUAUCCCCGAACGUACCCACAAACGCUAUACAAAAAACCGGCAAGCCAAACACCAGCAAAAUGCCAUCACUACGUCUCACGCUUGCCAAGAAUUCCAACCAACAACAACGGACGGUCGUUCUUGUUUCCAUACCUGACCUCACCAACGCAUCUUGUUCAAUAGUAACAAAAGAGAUGACACAAUUCAGGCAACGCAUUAUCCAAUUUGCGAAAACAAAGUUACGAUUGACGAGAGCCUGUCGAGUGUUUUUGGCUGAUGGAACUGAGGUUUGGGGUCAUGAUCUUGAUCUUUGGAGGAGGCUUGAGAAUGAUGGUGUCAUACUCGUAUCAGCCGGAGAAGACUAUAUCGGAACCCAAAAACCCCAAACCAACACAAACGAUAUCCCAGUGACGAUCCUCGCGCACCAUGUCGAAAUCGAUCCUCUCGCAACGAGUCAAUUAAAGGCUUUAUGUAACCUUGAUGGGGUUGUACGUGUAGUGGGUAUGCCGGAUCUUCAUCCUGGGAAUAGGUUUCCGAUUGGUGCUGUGGUUGUUUCUGAGGGGUGUGCGUAUCCUGCUUUGGUUGGGAGUGAUGUUGGUUGUGGUAUGUCGCUCUUUACGACAUCACUCGGAUGUAACUUGUCACCAGAGAAAACCGCACAAAAGAUUCGUGAUAUUGAAGGCCCGUGGUUGGAUGGGUGUACAAUCGACUGGCUUGCAGAAGCAAACGUGUCCCCUACUGCAUUUGAUGACCAGCUUGGAACGGUUGGAGCUGGAAACCAUUUUGCAGAGAUUCAAGUGGUGGAGCAUGUUGAGGAUGAGGGGAUGCUUCGGGAUCUUGGGAUUGAUGUUGGGAAGGCUCUUUUACUUGUGCACUCUGGAUCACGAGCCCUUGGUCCAUCUAUUCUUGCAAAGCAUGCAUCAGCUCCAACAGUCCCUCUAAAUUACCCUUCAUCCGAACUAACCGCCUACCUCUCUGAUCACAACAUGGCCAUGCGCUGGGCAUCACGGAACCGGGAUCUAAUUGCUCAACGUCUUCUCUCCCGUCUAAACACCAAUCCGGAAAGAAAACUCUUGGACAUGUGCCACAAUUGGAUGGAAAUGGUGUCAACGGAUACACAAACCCAGUUUAUCCACCGAAAAGGCGCCGCACCGUCUGAUCGAGGUCUUUGCGUUAUUCCCGGUUCACGAGGCAGCUUUUCCUACCUCUUUUUACCAAACCCAACAGCUCAACCCCAUACCGCCAAUUCCCUGGCCCACGGUGCAGGCCGCACCACGACCCGUAAAAAGGCCCUCGCGUCCUUACCAUCAAAGUAUGGUAAAACACCACAAGCCAUGGAAGGACUCCGACGAACGCAUCUGGGAAGCGUGGUUGUCUGUGAUGAAAAGGAUUUAUUGUAUGAGGAAGCUCCGGAAUGCUACAAGGAGGUUGAUAGUGUUGUGAAAGAUUUGGUUGAAGCUAAUGUUGGAAGGGUGAUUGCGACUCUGCGACCGGUUGUUACAUAUAAAGUGAGAAAGAUGUAGUAGAUAAAAGAUGCAUAAUACUCGACCAGAAAGAUGUAGUAAAAUGAAAGGAACAAAUCAACUCUCGACCAUGUCAAAACCUGUC